Vicia faba (fava bean) is the source of this 753-nucleotide messenger RNA. Lineage: Eukaryota; Viridiplantae; Streptophyta; Magnoliopsida; Fabales; Fabaceae. The record is from the annotation of a GenBank genome assembly.
AUGAAGCUGAAAGUGUAUGCGGACCGCAUGUCCCAGCCAUCCCGCGCGAUUCUCAUCUUUUGCAAAAUCAAUGGAAUAGAAUUUGAAGAGAUCCAUAUCGAACUUUCCAAACGCCAGCAUCUAUCUCCCGAAUUUCAAGCGAUUAACCCUCUCAAGAAAGUUCCUGUUAUUGUUGAUGGAAGGUACAAGCUAUUCGAAAGUCAUGCAAUUCUUAUCUAUAUUGCUUCUGCAUUUCCUGGAGUUGCAAACCAUUGGUACCCAGCUGAUGCUUCGAGGAAAGCUAAAAUCCACUCAGUGUUAGAUUGGCAUCACCUGAAUUUGCGCCGCGGAGCAGCCGGAUAUGUUCUAAAUACUGUAUUAGCUCCAUUAUUGGGUUUACCACUAAACGCACAAGCAGCUGCUGAAGCCGAGAAAGUUUUGGCAUCAUCUCUGUCCACAAUAGAGAAUAUUUGGCUUAAGGGUGACGGACCGUUCUUGCUUGGCAGCUUUCGACCUUCCAUAGCAGAUCUCAGUCUUGUCUGUGAAAUUAUGCAAUUACAGCUUUUAGACGAGAAGGAUCAUGAUCGUAUUAUUGGCCCAUACAAGAAAGUUCAACAGUGGAUUGAGAGCACAAAAAAUGCAACGAAGCCACAUUUUGAUGAAGUUCACAAUGUCCUCUAUAAGCUCAAAGCGAGGCUUUCAGUGCGGCAAUCUAGUAAAGCAGAUGGCCAAAUUAAAUCUGGGAUUAAAGCUCCCAUAGUUUCCAAGAUGUGA